AUGGAUCACCUUGUUGUCGCUGACGACGGUAGGGAUCCAGAUGAGGAAACGGUUGAACUGGAUCGGAAGUUCUUGGACCUCAUCACUGUCCAAGGUCGCGAGUUUCAAAGACACUCGAUCGAAAACCACAUAUACUUUGGACCCAUUGAUGGAGAAGAAGCGCACUUUCUUGACACGCAACAAUGGUUGUUCCAGAAGAUAUUUGAUGGCCGGCUGAUAUUCCCCCCGCUUCAUCGACUGCAGAGAAUUCUCGACUGCGGCCAUGGAGCUGCGUCAUGGGCAAUUGAAGUAGCUGAACAAUACCCCGACUCCGAGGUCAUCGGCGUCGAUAUUGCCCCACACAUGAGCCCGGACAGUAUGCCCGAGAAUCUAUGGCUUCAGAUCGAUGACCUGAACCGACCCUUCACGUUCCCUGCCAACCACUUCGAUCUCGUGCAUUCUAGACUCCUCGCAAGCGGCAUCGACCGUUCACGAUGGCCGUCGUAUAUUCGUGACAUCGUCAGGUACGAGCGAAUGAGCAUUAUUGUGCCUGGAGCCCAGAUUAACUUGCCGCGACUGACCUUCCUGUCAAGAGUGCUGAGGCCAGGUGGUUGGGUCCAAACAGUUGAGAUGUAUUUCAAUGUACAGUCCGACAAUGGGUCUCUCACUGACCGACAUGCGCUGCGGCGAUGGAGCACUCAAUAUAUGCGUUCUUUAGAAGAUCGCAAGGACCUUCGGAUCGGGGCCAGAUUGAAUGACCUCUUUUCGCAAGCGGGAUUGUUGGAGGUCGAGACAAAGAUGAUACCUCUCCCCCUCACAGAUUGGUCGAGUGAUCCCAGAAUGCGGGAGCUUGGUCGUCACACUGGCGAAUCCAUUGGUGAUCUCCUGGUCUCGCUUUCUCUGUAUCCAUUGACUCAGCGUUUACACAUGUCGGCUGAGACCUUUGACGCGUUGAUGGAGCAAGCUCGAGAGGAGGCCAAAGAUCACUCGCUGAAAGCAUAUUUCCCUUUGUAUGUCUGCAUCGGACGGAAGCCACAAUGA
This is a messenger RNA of Penicillium diatomitis, 1020 nucleotides long. RefSeq lists its product as uncharacterized. The record is from RefSeq and is a predicted model, not a curated record. Gene Ontology annotation, molecular function: methyltransferase activity. The transcript is spliced from 8 exons. The coding region runs from base 1 to 1020 and encodes 339 amino acids. NCBI's taxonomy places the organism in Eukaryota, Fungi, Ascomycota, Eurotiomycetes, Eurotiales, Aspergillaceae.